Molecule: messenger RNA, 2220 nt
Organism: Canariomyces notabilis
Lineage: Eukaryota; Fungi; Ascomycota; Sordariomycetes; Sordariales; Chaetomiaceae
Exons: 3
Coding region: 285-2087 (600 amino acids)
Source: RefSeq, a predicted model, not a curated record
GCUUCACAACACCACGUUUUGGAAUUCUCUCAAAUUGAUACCAGAUCAGGACACACCAUGUAGGGGACGUUGAUUUUGGUUUCAUCAUCCCCGUCGCGGACGAGCCGGCAAAUGAACCCGAAGAUCCCUCAGCCAUCGAGUCAUCACUACCAUCACUGCCAUCACCCCCACCGCCAGCUCCUGUCCCGACGACAACACGACCGACGCCAAACACAUCCGCGAAACGAAAACACCUCUAUCGCGAUGCAUCCCGAAUGAGCCCUCCUCCAGCACAUCCAGUCGCAAUGCCCGACACGCGCACCAAACGCGCCUCAGAACAAGCCACCCUCCGAAGACCAUCGCCAGAGCAAGCAGAAGACGAGGACGAGCCCAUGGAAGAGGCUCCGCCCCUGCCCGUACCAGCCCAAGAGCAGCCGCAAUCCCGCCAUGCGACCCGCGGCCCGCUAUCGAGCGUAAUCUCCGCCACAAAGCGCCUCUCGAUCGAGCCCACGUCCUCCUCCUCUCCGCCUUCACGCAGGGGAAGAUCCAGAAGAGUCCCACCUCCACCACAACACCAGCAGCACCAACAUGAGCCGCAACUACAAGAAGAAGAAGUGGCCGAGAGCCCCGCCGAUGCCCCCGGCAGCGGCAGGCGCAGGCCAGUAGCCGUGAGCGCCGGCACCCCUGUCGUCGGGUCCAGCGCCCUCCUGCAGAAGGUGUUAGAAGACCUGGACGGCGACAGCACGCAGCAGGCCAUGAUGGACGGGAUGCCCAGUUCGUCGCCCACCGAGAGGAGGGUCGCGACGAGGAGCGCGGCGAGGAGGAGGUCUGCUGAGGUGUCGUCUGCGGGCUUGGCUGGACUGUCGGGAAGAGGGACUAGGAGCAGUGCAAGGUUGUCGGGGGGGAGUGGUAGUAGCGCGGUUGAGGGCGACGGGGAGACGACGUCGCUGGGAGUAGUGGAGGAGGCGGAAGAGGAGGGGGUUGAUGGGUUGGUUGCUCAGCUUGGUGGUGGUCAAGCGCCGGUGCAAGAAGAGGAGGCCGACGGGGAGCAAGAGGAGGCGCAAGAGGUGGGCGACAAAGAGGCUGCUCAGCGAUUGGGCAGGGGACGCUCUCGUCGAAAUCAGCCGGUCGGCUCACCCGAGCUGAACUCGGGGCUCACGGUGGGAUCGCCGACUCUCAAACGGCGCCGGAGGAGAGAGCCCGCUAGUCCUGCGCAACAGCAACAGCCCGCGAAGAGACCAAGAAGGAGUAAAUCGCCACCUAAACCUCAGCCUCAACCCCAGCCUCAACCCCAGCCUCGGGAGAAGCCAAAGCCAAAGCCAAAGCCAAAGCCAAAGUCAGGAACGAAGAAGCAGGCCAAGGCGAAGCGCAAACCACCCAACGAGGAAGGUGCGGAAGAAGGAGAGUCCUGGUCAGUACCGGUGACUGUCCAGCGUUUUACCAAACAGCCGCGCGGUGGUGAUGAGGCCAAUGGCGAGGACGGACAAGACGCCGAGAUCCCGUUUGCGAACCGUGGCGGAGUGAAUGCGGUGGACGUCCUCUCCAAACUGUGUGAGGAGCUUGUAGAAGCCUACAUGGCCAAGUUGGAGGAGCGGGCAAGGGCAGCUGAGGACGCGGCAACCCGGAGGGAACAAAAAACGAUGUACCGAGCACUAGAGGCUUUUCAGGAAGAGCUGAGGACCCGAUUGUUGGAGCAUACCAUUGCCCUGGAUACACUGCAUGCUCUGCGUAAGAGAGUGCGAGCAGCGCAAAAAGAGAAGCUUGCUUUGCGAGAUGAAAUACUGCGGGUUCGUGCCGAGAGAGAUCAGGUGGCACUACGGAUGGACGCCAUUCGGAUCAGGCAUGAAGCUGAGAGUGUGGAAGCUCUGCGUCACAUAUCACUCUCAUCAGCCAUGCAUGACAUUGAUCUCGCGGUUGAAAAAGGGCAGGCUGCGCCUGAAUUGUCCACACCGGAGCGAAAGAAGGCAGAUUUGGCCAACCUGGAGCUGCUGAUAAGCCGCGUGGCAGAUCAAGCAUGCUCCAGGAGUGACGGGGGAGGGGCACUGAGGCAGAUCAAAGAGUUCAACGCCUUCUUGGAGCGGGCGGCAGCUGCUCUAGAAGGACGGUAGCCUUACCCAAGUCUUGUGGAGAGCAUGAAUGAAAUGUGCACCCCCAGUGGCAGCCCGGUAUCUGUGAUGACACCUUGAAUCGUAUUCUGUACAGUACAUAUUGGUACAGGAUGAUGACAACUGCAGCUCCCCG